GUUGAACACGACAGUGCUUCAUUUUUAUUCUGUGAACGACAUAACCUUAUUUGGCUAUUUAUGUUUAUUGAGUAAAUCGAAACGGCGGUUGUAUCGAAAUGGCUUCAAAUACAAACAAAGGCACUUUUCAACCAGAUUCGGAUGUUCAUAUAACCUAUGAAGACCAACAAAAAAUAAACAUAUUUGCCCGACUUAAUGCCAAGCUUGAGGAUUUAAAGGAUGAAGUGAAAGCUAAAGAGAAUGACCUGAAAAGUUUAGAAGACGCUUCCGAUGAAAUAGAGCUACUUGAUGAAGAUGAACCAGUUCCAUACCUUAUAGGAGAAGUGUUUGUCUUCCAAGAUUUAGGCACUACACAAAAAUGUUUAGAAGAAGCAAAGGAAAAGCUAACCGAGGAAAUGAAUGAGUUAAAAAUUAAAGCUGACGAUGUAAAGGAAAAAAUGUCUGAAUUGAAAGGUCACUUGUAUGGAAAGUUUGGUAGUCACAUAAAUUUGGAGGCAGAUGAGUAACCAAUAAAUAAUAAAAGUAAUAAUUUUCAAAAAACUUGCUGUUCUUGUGAAAUGUUAAUAAAUUAAUUUAUAGAAAUAAAUGUUCCUUAUUUCUAAGAUUAGAAA
Cylas formicarius (sweet potato weevil) is the source of this 611-nucleotide messenger RNA. RefSeq names its product probable prefoldin subunit 4 (gene Pfdn4). Gene Ontology annotation, cellular component: prefoldin complex; cytoplasm. Lineage: Eukaryota; Metazoa; Arthropoda; Insecta; Coleoptera; Brentidae. The transcript has 4 exons. Gene Ontology annotation, biological process: protein folding. The coding region runs from base 99 to 506 and encodes 135 amino acids. The record is from RefSeq and is a predicted model, not a curated record.